This is a messenger RNA of Dimorphilus gyrociliatus, 2051 nucleotides long. The record is from the annotation of a GenBank genome assembly. Lineage: Eukaryota; Metazoa; Annelida; Polychaeta; Dinophilidae.
ACCAAAAAAGAAAAUGGGGCAAAAUUGGUAAUACAGCGACCUCUCAGCAAUCUAGAUUAAAAACGUGUUUUUUAAUACUAACUAUCUCUCUUAUCCAGACAAAAGUGCAAAUGGUUUUAAAUUACUUUAGAAUCUAUUCUAGAAUAUUUCGCUAUUAAUAAAUUAUUCUAGAUAGAAAUUUUUGUUUUUAUCAAAGCUAUUUAACCAUUUGCUCAACAACCAAGAAGAAAAGAGAAAUUUGUUAAGAAAUUUUUCUAAAGAACAUUUGAUUGUGAAUAAAGAUGAUUAAACAAUUAGUUAUCUCCCGUUUGAGUAGGCUUAUAUGUAAAGAUAUUCAAAAACGUGCAUUCAGUUCUUCUAUGUCAACUGAAGAAAGCCUAAACCAACUGGGAAUCAAAGGAGCUAAGAAAGACAAGCUUAUUGACGAGCAACAAUGCGAAGAUAUUCAACUUGCCAACACUUACAAUAGGACUUUUGAGGAUCAUUUAUUUGAAGUCUUAAAAAAUGAUAAACAACUUGUUCCCAUUUCUAAAUUUAUCAAGGGUUUAGAGGCAACUGGUUUGAGAACUAGCGACCCACGACUUAAAGAAUGUAUGUCAAAGAUAUUCAAUAUUCAAUCAAGCUUAAGAGAAAGAGGUGGAGAAGAUGAUUCUGUUACUGUUGACAAAGAAACUUUUACUGAAUGUAUAAGAGAUAAUAUUACACUAAUUAGAAAAGCAUUCACAACUGAAUUGGUUAUACCAGAGUUUGGUAGGUUUACUCAAAUGUUAGAUGAUAUUUAUUGGCGACUCAAGGAUAGAAUGGACGGGAAAGUUGCUGAUUAUAUUCCUCAAUUGUCUAGAGUAUCACCAGAAAAUUGGGGUGUCACUGUAUGCUCAGUUGAUGGACAAAGGCAUUCCAUAGGAGACACAAGCUCUCCAUUUUGCGUUCAAUCCGUGAGUAAGCCACUUAAUUACGCUAUUGCAAUAAACGACCUUGGUCCUGAUGCUGUACACCAAUAUACGGGUCAUGAACCGAGCGGAGAAAGCUUUAACGAAAUAAAGCUAGGAUUAAACAAUAAACCUCAUAAUCCUAUGAUAAAUGCGGGAGCAAUAGUUGUUACUUCUUUAUUGAAAAAUAAGGAAAAAUUAGCCGAUAGGUUUGAUUAUAUUAAGAAGCAAUAUGAAAGAAUCGCUGGUGGUGAAUAUAUUGGAUUUAAUAAUGCCGUCUUUCUUUCGGAAAGGGAAUCUGCUGACAGAAACUACGCUCUUGGUUACUAUUUAAAGGAGAACAAGUGUUUUCCGGAAGGAGUUAAUCUUAGUGAGACUUUGGACUUCUAUUUUCAAUUGUGCUCCUGCGAUGUAACAUGCGAAAGUGCGUCCGUUAUUGCGGCUACUUUAGCAAAUGGCGGUAUUUGUCCUAUCACUGGGGACAAGAUUCUAUCAGCAGUUUCAGUUAGAAAUACCCUUUCCCUAAUGCAUUCAUGCGGCAUGUAUGACUACAGUGGUCAGUGGGCCUUUAAUGUCGGACUUCCUGCAAAGUCAGGCGUCUCAGGUUUAAUUUUAGUUGUUGUACCAAAUGUUAUGGGUUUGGCCCUUUGGUCACCUUUGUUAGAUCGUCACGGUAAUAGUAUACGAGGAAUUUCUUUCAGCGAGGAACUCAUAAGGACAUUCAAUUUUCACAAUUAUGAUAAUCUUAAGCACACAGUACGAAAGACUGAUCCGCGAAGAAGACAAAUGGAAAGAAAAGGACAACAAAUAGUUACCCUCCUCUUCGGAGCUUACAACGGAGAUGUUUCGGCUUUAAGACGGCAAUAUCUAUUAGGAAUCGAUAUGAAUCAAGCAGAUUAUGAUGGAAGAACAGCUUUACAUAUAUCAGCUGCUGAAGGUCACAUAGAUUGCGUCACAUUCCUAAUAGAAACAUGCGGUGUUGACGUAUCUCCCAAGGAUAGAUGGAAUUUUUCGCCUCUUGACGAUGCAAACAGGUUUGGUCAUGAAAAAGUGGUGAAGUACUUAAAGGAAAGACUUUCUAAAAAAGCUCAAAAUACGAAGAAUCAAGCAAUAUUUAUUUAA